AUGGCAUCGACGUACUACGAUGUUGGCACGAGAGCGUGGCAGCCCGACGCUGCCGAGGGCUGGGUCGCCUCGGAGCUCGUCAGCAAGAACAUAGAGGGCACCAAAGCCAAGCUCGUCUUCAAGCUUGACAAUGGCGAGACCAAGACCAUCGAGGUGCCGGCCGAAGGCCUUCAGACCGGCAACGACCCCUCCUUACCCCCCUUGAUGAACCCUACCAUGCUCGAGGCCAGCGAUGACCUCACCAAUCUUUCCCAUCUCAAUGAGCCCGCCGUCCUCCAAGCCAUCCGGCUACGAUAUAUGCAGAAAGAAAUAUAUACAUACAGCGGAAUAGUUCUCAUCGCGACAAACCCCUUUGCCCGAGUCGACUCCCUAUAUGUGCAUGGAAUGGUGCAGGUGUACGCGGGGAAGCAACGGGCAACGCAGGCACCCCACCUGUUUGCCAUUGCCGAGGAAGCCUUCAUGGACAUGAUUCGAGAUACCAAGAACCAAACCAUCGUGGUGUCUGGUGAAUCCGGAGCAGGCAAGACGGUCAGCGCAAAGUAUAUUAUGCGCUACUUUGCGACCAGAGAAUCCCCUGAUAAUCCCGGGACUCGAUCCAAACGCGGAACCGAGGCCAUGAGCGAAACUGAAGAGCAAAUCCUCGCCACGAACCCCAUCAUGGAAGCAUUUGGCAAUGCGAAGACGACGCGCAACGACAACUCGUCCAGAUUCGGCAAGUACAUUGAGAUCAUGUUUGAUGACAAAACCAGCAUCAUUGGAGCCAAAAUCCGAACAUACCUGCUUGAGCGGUCACGACUCGUCUUCCAGCCGCUCAAGGAGCGCAACUACCACAUCUUUUACCAGCUCGUCGCCGGCGCGUCCGACAAGCAACGCCAGGAGCUCGACAUUCUUCCCGUCGACCAGUUUGAGUAUCUGAAUCAGGGAAACUGCCCGACCAUCGAUGGCGUCGACGACAAGGCCGAGUUUGAGGCCACGAAGAAGUCGCUGCAUACGAUUGGCGUUUCCGACACCCAACAGGCCGACAUCUUCCGCCUUUUGGCCGCCCUGCUGCACAUGGGCAACGUCAAGAUUACGGCGUCGCGCAACGAUAGUGUCCUUGCGCCGACGGAACCGUCGCUGGAGCGAGCUUGCGGCAUCCUCGGCGUGAACGCAACCGAGUUUGCGAAGUGGAUCGUCAAGAAGCAGCUCGUCACCCGCGGCGAAAAGAUCACGUCCAACCUAAGCCAGGCGCAGGCCAUCGUCGUGCGCGAUUCCGUCGCCAAGUUCAUCUACUCCAGCUUGUUUGACUGGCUGGUCGACAUCAUCAACCACAGCCUGGCCACCGAGGAUGUUUUGAACCGUGUGCAAUCCUUCAUCGGCGUGUUGGACAUUUACGGAUUCGAACACUUUGCCAAGAACUCGUUCGAGCAGUUCUGCAUAAACUACGCCAAUGAAAAGCUGCAGCAAGAGUUCAAUCAGCACGUCUUCAAGUUGGAGCAGGAGGAGUACUUGAGAGAGCAAAUCGACUGGACCUUUAUCGACUUUUCCGACAACCAACCCUGCAUUGAUCUCAUCGAAGGAAAAAUGGGCAUCCUGUCUCUCCUCGACGAAGAGUCUCGCCUUCCCAUGGGUGCAGAUGACCAGUUCGUCACGAAAUUGCAUCACAACUUCACGGCGGACAAGCAGCACAAAUUCUACAAGAAGCCGAGGUUCGGGAAAUCAUCCUUCACCGUUUGCCAUUACGCCAUAGAUGUCACGUACGAGUCGGAGGGUUUCAUCGAGAAGAACCGAGACACGGUGCCGGAUGAGCACAUGACCAUCCUCCGAGCCACGGCCAAUCCGUUCCUGAAGGAGGUGUUGGAGGCAGCAUCGGCGGUGAGGGAAAAGGACCUCGCCUCGGCCUCGUCGAAUGCCGUGAAGCCCGCUGCUGGGAGAAAGAUCGGUGUCGCCGUCAACAGGAAGCCCACGUUGGGCGGCAUCUUCCGGUCGUCGCUCAUCGAGCUCAUGAACACCAUCAACAACACCGACGUCCACUACAUCAGGUGCAUCAAGCCGAACGAGGCCAAAGAGGCGUGGAAGUUUGAGGGCCCGAUGGUUCUCAGCCAGCUGCGCGCCUGCGGCGUUUUGGAAACGGUCCGGAUUAGCUGCGCGGGAUAUCCGACCCGUUGGACGUACGAGGAGUUUGCCCUGAGAUACUACAUGCUUGUGCACUCGAACCAAUGGACGUCCGAAAUCCGCACCAUGGCCAACGCCAUCCUGACCAAGGCCUUGGGCACGAGCACCGGCAAAGGUCUCGACAAGUAUCAGUUGGGCUUGACCAAGAUUUUCUUCCGGGCGGGCAUGCUUGCGUUCCUCGAGAAUCUCCGGACGACGCGCCUCAACGAUUGUGCCAUCCUCAUCCAGAAGAAUCUUCGGGCCAAGUUCUAUCGUCGUCGCUACUUGGCGGCUCGCGACUCCGUCAUCCUCGCCCAGUCCGUCGCCAGGGCUUUCAUUGCAAGGAAACAAGCCCAGGAACUGCGCGUCGUCAAGGCGGCCACGACCGUUCAGCGUAUCUGGCGCGGACAGAAACAACGAAAACUAUUCCUCCGCAUCAGGCAGGACAUGACGUUGAUCGAGUCAGCUGCCAAGGGCUACCUGCGCCGGAAACACAUCAUGGAAACUCGGGUGGGCAACGCCGCCAUCAUCAUUCAAAGAGCAUGGCGCUCUCGGCGACAGCUGCAGACGUGGAGGCAGUACCGCAGGAAGGUUGCCUUGGUUCAGAGCCUCUGGCGCGGUAGGAUGGCCCGCCGCGAGUACAAGACGAGGCGCGAGGAGGCGCGCGACCUGAAGCAGAUCUCGUACAAGUUGGAAAACAAGGUUGUCGAGUUGACGCAGUCUCUUGGUUCGAUGAAGGAGAAGAACAAGAACAUGACCUCCCAGGUGGAAAACUACGAGAGCCAGAUCAAAUCGUGGAAGUCUCGCCACAACCUCCUCGAGGCUCGCACCAAGGAGCUGCAGACGGAGGCCAACCAGGCGGGCAUUGCGGUGGCCAAGCUUCAGGCCAUGGAGGACGAGAUGAAGAAGUUGCAGCAAGCGUUUGACGAAUCGUCGGCCAACAUCAAACGGAUGCAGGAAGAGGAGAGGGAGCUCCGUGAGUCGCUCCGGCUGACCAACUCGGAGCUGGAAGCGGCCAGGCGGACGAGCAGCGACCACGAAAAGGACAAUGCCAGCCUGCGCCAGGAGCUCGAGGCCCUGAGGGACGCGCUCGAGGUGGCGAAGCGAGCGGCUCCUGUCAACGGAGAGCUGACGAACGGAUCGGGCGCGCCUGCGGCAUCCGCCGGCCUCAUCAACCUCGUAUCGUCGAAGAAGCCGAAGCGCAGGAGUGCCGGAGCCGAGCCGCGGGAACUCGAUCGGUUCAGCGCCGCGUACAACCCCCGUCCCGUCUCGAUGGCCGUCACCAGCGGCGGUCAUCGACAGAACCUGACGGGCACGACGUACGUUUCGGGGUCCGACAACAUCGAGAUGGAGCUCGAGACACUCCUGGCGGACGAGGACGGCCUGAACGAGGAGGUGACGAUGGGCUUGAUCCGCAAUCUCAAGAUCCCUUCGCCCAACACGACGCCGCCGCCGUCGGACAAGGAGGUGCUGUUCCCUUCGUACCUCAUCAACCUGGUGACGUCGGAGAUGUGGAACAACGGGUUCGUGAAGGAGUCGGAGCGAUUCCUCGCCAACGUGAUGCAAUCGAUUCAGCAGGAGGUGAUGCAGCACGACGGCGACGAGGCCAUCAACCCCGGCGCGUUCUGGCUGUCCAACGUGCACGAGAUGCUGUCCUUUGUCUUCCUGGCCGAAGACUGGUACGAGACGCAGAAGACGGACAAUUACGAGUACGACCGGCUGUUGGAGAUUGUCAAGCAUGACCUCGAGAGCCUCGAGUUCAACAUUUACCACACGUGGAUGAAGGUGCUCAAGAAGAAGCUGCAGAAGAUGAUCAUCCCGGCCAUCAUCGAGUCGCAAUCCCUGCCCGGCUUCAUCACGAACGAGAGCAACCGAUUCCUCGGCAAGCUGCUGCAGUCGAGCUCGGGACCGGCGUACAGCAUGGACAACCUGCUGAGCCUCCUGAACAGCGUCUUCCGCGCCAUGAAGGCCUUUUACCUCGAGGAUUCCAUCAUCAUGCAGACGGUGACGGAGCUCCUGCGGCUCGUGGGCGUCACGGCGUUCAACGACCUGCUGAUGCGGCGCAACUUUCUGUCUUGGAAGCGAGGUCUCCAGAUCAACUACAACAUCACGCGCAUCGAGGAGUGGUGCAAGAGCCACGACAUGCCCGAGGGCACGCUGCAGCUGGAGCAUCUGAUGCAGGCGACGAAGCUGCUGCAGCUCAAGAAGGCGACGCUCAACGACAUCGAAAUCAUCCAGGACAUCUGCUGGAUGCUGUCGCCGAACCAGAUCCAGAAGCUGCUGAACCAGUACCUCGUGGCGGACUACGAGCAGCCGAUCAACGGCGAGAUCAUGAAGGCCGUCGCGUCGCGGGUGACGGAGAAAAGCGACGUGCUGCUCCUGCAGGCGGUGGACAUGGACGACAGCGGCCCGUACGAGAUUGCCGAGCCGCGGUCCAUCACGGCUCUCGAAACGUACACUCCAUCUUGGCUGCAAACACCACGCCUCAAGCGGCUAGCGGAAAUCGUCUCGGCGCAGGCGAUUGCGCAGCAAGAGAGGCUAGACUACGCCGACGGUGCCGGCUUCGACGGGCCGGAGCCUCUCCUGGAGGUGGACGAGACGGCCGAGGCCGGCGACGAGAUGGGCGGUGAGGCGGAGCACGAGCAGUAG
Messenger RNA from Drechmeria coniospora, 4782 nucleotides. Its product is annotated as putative myosin MYO2. The transcript is spliced from 5 exons. The record is from RefSeq and is a predicted model, not a curated record. Lineage: Eukaryota; Fungi; Ascomycota; Sordariomycetes; Hypocreales; Ophiocordycipitaceae. Bases 1 to 4782 code for a protein of 1593 amino acids. Gene Ontology annotation, biological process: vesicle transport along actin filament; actin filament organization. Gene Ontology annotation, cellular component: actin cytoskeleton; cytoplasm; vesicle. Gene Ontology annotation, molecular function: ATP binding; actin filament binding; microfilament motor activity.